GAAGAAGGGCUUUACCUGCAUCAGUGUGAUCAACCAUCUCCUUUGAAGUCCUAGCCUAAAAGCUCUUCUACUCGCAUAAAGAAAGAUGGUGAAGCUUGCAUUUGGAAGCUGCGGCGACUCUUUCAGUGCCUCGUCCAUCAAGGCCUAUGUCGCGGAGUUCAUUGCCACACUCCUCUUUGUGUUCGCCGGCGUCGGCUCCGCCAUUGCCUACGGGCAACUGACAAAGGGCGGCGCGCUAGACCCAGCUGGUCUGGUGGCGAUCGCCAUAGCCCAUGCCUUCGCGCUGUUCGUCGGAGUUUCCAUGGCCGCCAACAUCUCCGGUGGCCACUUGAACCCCGUUGUCACCUUCGGCCUCGCCGUCGGUGGCCACAUCACCAUCCUCACCGGCAUCUUCUACUGGGUCGCUCAGCUGCUCGGCGCGUCCGUCGCGUGUCUGCUCUAGUUCUCCACCCACGGACAGGCUAUCCCGACGCACGCCAUCGCCGGAAUUAGCGAGAUCGAGGGCAUGGUGAUGGAGAUUGUGAUCACGUUCGCGCUGGUGUACACGGUGUACGCCACGGCGGCCGACCCGAAGAAGGGUUCCCUCGGCACCGUCGCGCCCAUGGCCAUCGGCUUCAUCGUCGGUGCCAACAUCCUGGCGGCGGGGCCCUUUAGCGGCAGUUCCAUGAACCCUGCCCGCUCCUUCGGCCCGGCCGUCGCGGCCGGCAACUUCGCCGGCAACUGGGUGUACUGGGUCGGCCCACUGAUCGGUGGUGGCCUGGCCGGGCUCGUCUACGACGACGUGUUCAUCGCCUCCUACCAGCCGGUCGGCCAGCAGGAAUACCCAUGAAGAUCAUCGAAUCCGAACCGUCGCUGCUGUUGAUUCCAAUUUCCAUCCAUGUCACGUCUCGCUUCCUUUUGUAUAUGGUCUUCCCGUUUCCUUCCUUUUUCGUUUUUGGUUUUGAACACAAAUUCUCGUGAAGAAGAUGUAAGAUCAAUGUGUGUUUUAAUUCUUAUUCUGUGAUGAACAAUUGGCAUCUGUGAUUAUUGGUUUUGAUAUUUGGAGAUUAUCGUCGAAGUUGUUUUGGAGAUAA
Oryza sativa Japonica Group (Japanese rice) is the source of this 1073-nucleotide messenger RNA. The record is from RefSeq and is a predicted model, not a curated record. NCBI's taxonomy places the organism in Eukaryota, Viridiplantae, Streptophyta, Magnoliopsida, Poales, Poaceae.